Penicillium mononematosum is the source of this 666-nucleotide messenger RNA. RefSeq names its product rhodanese-like domain-containing protein. NCBI's taxonomy places the organism in Eukaryota, Fungi, Ascomycota, Eurotiomycetes, Eurotiales, Aspergillaceae. The transcript is spliced from 2 exons. Gene Ontology annotation, molecular function: thiosulfate-cyanide sulfurtransferase activity. The coding region runs from base 1 to 666 and encodes 221 amino acids. Gene Ontology annotation, cellular component: mitochondrion. The record is from RefSeq and is a predicted model, not a curated record.
AUGGCAUCGACAUUAUCAUCGAAGAUCCAGCGGUCUACUAUUGUGCUGUCCUCCACUGCAGUCAGAACCCCGGCGCGCAGCACGGCAUCACCCGCCGCGGCCUUGCACCGAGCUAUCUCCGCACCAACAAGAGGCCUGGUCACUUGUCCUCAGAACCGUACCUUGCGCAGCCGCCUGGCACCACCAUGCAGCCCGCAAACAAAGUCCAUCCCGAACACCAAGAGCCCGCGCCGAGUGCAGUCGCGGUGGAACAGCGAUGAGACAAGCCCAAUCAAACUCCGGGAAUGGGGAUUCGAAGAAAUCAACGCCGCCCUCCCAACCUCAACACCAAGCCCGACCCACAAGCCCGUAAUCCUCAUCGACGUGCGCGAGCCCGCUGAACUCAAAGGCACGGGUAUCAUCCCAUCCGCAGUCUGCAUCCCGCUUGCAUCGCAGGGAGAUGCAUUGUACCUCACGCCGGACGAAUUCGAGACCCGGUUCGGGUUCCCUAAGCCUGAUCCUGCGGAGAGUGAGGGCGAGCCUGCGCAGAUGGUCUUCUAUUGUAAGGCUGGGGUGCGGGCUAAGGCGGCGGCGCAGAUGGCUGUGCAGGCUGGAUAUGACCCUGCUAAUGUUGGGGUUUAUAUGGGUAGUUGGUUGGAUUGGGAGAGGCAUGGGGGGGAAGGUUGA